Molecule: messenger RNA, 829 nt
Organism: Canis lupus familiaris (dog)
Lineage: Eukaryota; Metazoa; Chordata; Mammalia; Carnivora; Canidae
Product: microtubule-associated protein RP/EB family member 1-like
Exons: 1
Coding region: 8-814 (268 amino acids)
Biological process (GO): regulation of microtubule polymerization or depolymerization; spindle assembly; protein localization to microtubule plus-end
Cellular component (GO): microtubule organizing center; spindle midzone; cytoplasmic microtubule
Molecular function (GO): microtubule plus-end binding
Source: RefSeq, a predicted model, not a curated record
GCCGAAGAUGGCAGUGAACGUAUACUCAACGUUCGUCACCAGUGAUAACCUAAGUCGACGUGAUAUGCUGGCCUGGAUCAAUGAGUCUCUGCAGCUGAAUCUGACAAAGAUUGCACAGUUGUGCUCAGGGGCUGCCUAUUGUCGGUUUAUGGACAUGCUAUUCCCUGGCUCCAUUGCCUUGAAGAAAGUGAAAUUCCAGGCUAAACUAGAGCAUGAAUACAUCCAGAACUUCAAAAUACUACAAGCAGGUUUUAAGAGAAUGAAUGUUGACAAAAUAAUUCCUGUGGACAAAUUAGUAAAAGGAAAGUUUCAGGACAAUUUUGAAUUUGUUCAGUGGUUCAAGAAGUUUUUUGAUGCAAACUAUGAUGGAAAAGACUAUGACCCUGUAGCUGCCAGACAAGGUCAAGAAACUGCAGUGGCUCCCUCCCUUGUUGCUCCAGCUCUGAACAAACCGAAGAAACCUCUCAGCUCUAGCAGUGCAGCUCCACAGAGGCCCAUUGCAACACACAGAACUACUGCAACCCCUAAGGCUGGCUCGGGUGUGGUGCGAAAGAAUCCUGGUGUGGGCAAUGGGGAUGAUGAAGCAGCUGAAUUGAUGCAGCAGGUCAAUGUAUUGAAACUUACCGUCGAAGACUUGGACAAAGAGAGAGAUUUCUACUUUGGAAAGCUAAGAAACAUUGAAUUGAUUUGCCAGGAGAACGAAGGGGAAAACAACCCUGUAUUGCAGAGGAUCGUGGACAUUCUCUAUGCCACAGAUGAAGGCUUUGUGAUACCUGAUGAAGGAGGCCCACAGGAGGAACAAGAAGAGUAUUAACAGCCUGGACCAGCA